Hydra vulgaris (swiftwater hydra) is the source of this 1772-nucleotide messenger RNA. NCBI's taxonomy places the organism in Eukaryota, Metazoa, Cnidaria, Hydrozoa, Anthoathecata, Hydridae. The record is from RefSeq and is a predicted model, not a curated record.
UAUACCCAGCCAGCAAUAGCAAACGGGCCCCGUACGGUUUAUAUCCGGGUUUACGGGAUACGGGAUCUAAAUGGGCGCGAGUACUGGUUUCCUGAUGGGUCCCGUAUGGCUAAAAAAUCACGCUAAAACUCUCGUAGAAAUCAUAUCUGGGUUACGGAAUAUGGGAAUGUGAUGGGUUUCCCAUUUGGGGCCCAAUUGGUUCUGUUACAAGAAGAUAUUUUAUAAAACCGAAUCUUAAAUUUCGCCAUUUACAAUAACAAAAUUAAUUGAGUUUCAAAGAAGUUCAUAAAAUGGAACUUGUAUACAUUAUUUUUACAUUAUAAUUAAAGAGAAAUCGGUUUUUCGUUGGAUUUUGUUUCUACAUUAAAACUGGAUUAUGUUAGCGUUUAAGUUUAUAUAAAAGAAGUUUUUAUUUCUUUAAAAAACGAACUAAAUUUUACUAUGCAUAAAGUUAGUUAUUUUAAAGAAUUGAAUUAAAUAUCGUUCACCUUUACAAAAAUUUGUUUCACGAAUAAUUUUCAUGUCACAAUAUUAUAAUGUUGACAUCUUCAUUUUUACUGUUUUACUUCCUUGACAAAGAAGUAAACAAGGAACUUGUGGCAUAAAUUCUUGGCUACAUUACAAAAUUACAACCCGUAUAAAUAUAUUUUUUUUCAAUGCAAAUUAAAAGAUAACUUUUCGCACAGCUACUCGUCAAACAAAUAAAAUGAUGUAUGCAAUUGUUGCCUUUGAUGAGGAAAAUAACACUGACUAUCUACCUCUAAUUUGGCUUGUUAAUGCGAUGAGCGAAAAUGUUCUGUCUAUAAUAUCUUCAAGGAAAUCAACAGAUUUUUAUUGGCCACGCUGGACAAAUAUGAAAAAAAUUGACGCAGCAAAAUCAAUCUGUCAAGAACCAGAAGUUGGUUGGCUGCGAUUUUCUGGAAGAAUUUUGUCCACUGCUGACACAGAAUCUGAAGCAAAAGAAAAAUGUAAAUAUGCGGAAGAUACAUCAAAUGUUGAUGAACUAUAUCUAAAAAAUCGAAAAAGCCAGUCUUGUGAAGAAGAUUCUCAAGUAAAGUUAUUUGAAAAAAAAAAGGAAAUUGAAUCUAUUUUUUUUAAAGAAGAACUUAGUAAAUCAAUAAAGAAAAAGAAAACAGAGUCAACAAAAGGACAUAUGAAGUUCAAUAAAAGUUUUAAAGACCUUAAUAAAUCCCCAGAACAAGCUUUUAUCAAGCCAGAUGUUCCUUUAAGUAUAUAUUUCAGUUCUUAUUUUCUUGUUGCAGUAGUAAGGUAGUAUCUUAGGAAUAGCAACAUUUUUAACUGUUUUUUAUAGUUCCUCGAUGGUCUAACACUUCAGAUGAUGUUGAUUUCAAUAAAAAUUCAUCUUUAACAGAUUUUUCAUUCAAUUUGUCUGAAACUUAUCAAAGAAUGCCUAAUUCUUCAACAAUAGUACCUUUUGCUGCAGCAGAAAAUUCAGGAGUAUGCAAAACUAUUUUGAGAGGGUUAGAACAAAUUAAAGAAACACAAAAAUUUCACUCUAUGAUGAUUCAGAAUUUAUUGCAACGGUUUAACAUAGAAAGAGACAUAGCAUCAGUGGAGCUACCAGAAGGUUUAACAUUUCCUGUAACAACAAUGGAAGAACUGGAUAAGGCUCUUGAAAUAUUAGCUAAUGUUACUACUCAAAGGAUUUUGGUUCAUAUUCUUUUUGAAAAUGGUGGGCAAGAUAUUUCAGAAUUUGUUAAUCGAAAUAUGACUUAUCUUAUUGGAAAUGUAUUGGCCAGACAGCUAAAUUU